Molecule: messenger RNA, 1500 nt
Organism: Drosophila busckii
Lineage: Eukaryota; Metazoa; Arthropoda; Insecta; Diptera; Drosophilidae
Product: protein lap4
Exons: 6
Coding region: 219-1349 (376 amino acids)
Molecular function (GO): protein binding
Source: RefSeq, a predicted model, not a curated record
CCUACUUUUAGGCGGCAUAUUACGUAUACGCAGGUGCCACAGUUUGUGGGUUGACAGUGCAGGCGCCGCAGCCAAAUUUUGAUCAUGACCGCGUAACAAAUAAAACCCAAAAUAUAUAAAGACAACAAACAAACGCAAACAAAACAAAGCACACAGCGAGAAGUUUAUAAAACAGUUGAAAUUGUAAUUGUCAACAAGAAAUAUUGUGUAAUAUCUGAAUGAACAUGAAUAAGACCAUAUUGCACUGGAGCUACUUGAACUUCAAGGAUGUGCCGAUGGACUUGUUUCUGUACGAAGAUCUCGAGGAGGUUUACCUCAAAGAAAACUUCAUCUCCGUCAUACCCCAAUGGCUGCUUAAUAUAACAUCGCUCAGAUUCAUACAUCUGGCUGGCAAUAAUCUUACCGAUCUGCCUCCGGACAUAUAUAUGCUGGAGAAUCUAGAGUUCCUCGAUGUAUCCGACAAUGAACUCACCGAGCUGCCCACUACAUUGGGUCUGCUGCUGCAGCUGCAGCAGCUCAAUAUAAGCGGCAACAAAAUAUCCGAACUGCCCAAGGAACUCAACACCUUGCGCAAUUUGGAGCAUCUAAACAUUGCCAAAAAUAAAUUUCGUCGUUUGCCGCUGCAGCUCAGCGAAUGCGUCCGUCUCAAUGAACUCGACAUCAGCGAGAACGAGGGACUCAUCUAUCUACCCGAGCGUAUAGCCAACCUACCCAUGCUGCAAUCGCUCUCCGCUGAUCUUUGCAAUCUCAUGUAUUUGCCGGCUGCACUCUCCAAGUUUAUGAACCAUGUGCGCAUCUUUCACAACACCAGUGUCAACUACAUACCCAUGAUCUAUGAGCGAUUCUAUCAAAACUUUCAUGACAACCGAAGGCAGUUCACACCCAUUUCGAUACCCAAAAAGGGUCUCUUCUGGGUGCGUGAGCUGGAGACGCAGAAACGCUUGCUCCUACCCGUAGGCACACGCAAAGUUUUCCAGGUGCCCUCGGCAGAGAAUCAAGUAACAUUAUAUGAUGAUUGCCUGCAUGCCCUGCAAUCGUUGAAUCGUGCCGUAGUGCCACUCUACGAGAAUGAGACACUGCAUCGUCUGCUGCCCGAGCCGUACAUGAGUGCACAUGUCAACAAUGGACCCAUAGCCACAUGCACUACAAAGAGCUGCUCGCGAUCUCUGUAUACAACUUACUACUUGAUGGUGGUCAAGCGUCGUGGCAGCUCUUCGAAGCAGCUCUUCACCUGUAACUUUUGCACAGUUAACUGUGCAUUCCAUUGGCUCUCUGGCAAUGCUAGAAAGUAUUAUCAGGUGGAGUGGAAAGUGUCCGAUGACGAUGACGACGACGAUGAUAAAAAAUAAACAUAUGCGGCCCCAAAACAAAAUAUUUAUACAUAUAUGUGUGUAGUUGUGAUUAGCAAAUGGUUUAGUUAAGUGUUAAUUCAUUGUGUAAAUGUUGUGUCUUAGGCUUGUUGAAGUCUGCUUAUUAAAGUGUCCCACUAAUUAUUGGCAA